GUGGCGACGUCACUCCGUCUUCCGCUUCCGGUUCUGCAACUUCCUGUUUUCGCCUCCUACUGGAGCGUCAUUUCACACGGAGAAGGAAAAGGAAUGGUGGAGAACAGCGGCCGUACGUCUGUGUGAGCUGCGACUGUUCUGUCAGUUUUCGCCUGCCUUGCAGUAAUAGAAAAUGGUCCGGUCAAAUUCUAGGUCCCAUUCUUCAAGAUCCCGAUCGCCAUCAUCCUCACGAUCAAGGUCGCACUCGAGGAAAAAAAGAUAUAGUUCCAGAUCUAGAUCAAGAUCAUACUCUCGAUCUCGCAGCAGAGAACGUGUGUACAAUCGAGAUUUCCGCAGAGAUUAUAGGAAUAAUAGAGGAAUGAGGCGCCCCUAUGGCUUCAGGGGAAGAGCAAGAGGUUACUACCAAGGUGGAGGUGGCAGGUACCAUCGUGGUGGUUAUCGACCAAUGUGGAAUCGCAGGUACUCCCGAAGUCCUCGCCGUGGACGGUCUCGCUCUAGGAGUCCAAAGAGGCGCUCUGCUUCAUCUCAAAGAUCCAGAAGCCGAUCAUACAAGUCUUCUCCGUCACAGAGGUCAUCUUCGUCCAGAUCUUCAUCCCCUUACAGCAAAUCUCCUGAGAGAAAAUCUCGAGCUUCCCGUGAAAAACCUAAGCAAAAAACUGAAGAGGCAGAAAAAUCAAAAAGUCCCUCGAAUGAGAAAUCAGGUGAUGAAAAUAAGGAUGCUUUUGACCCAUCUGAGCCUUUAGAUGAACUUGGGAAAGAACUGGAUUUGCAUGGGGAAUGUUGGGCAGGGCUGUCUGCCUAUGAUAACAGUCCGAGGUCCCCUUGUAGUCCUUCGCCAGUAGCUUCUCCUCCUAGUGAUAGUUCUUCCCAAUCUGAUGGACCUAUUCUUAGUGCGGUCCACUCUGGUAAAGACACUACAUCUCAAAAUUCACAUUCCAUGGCCCAUAGCCCAGAAAGGUCUGGUUCUGGCUCAGGUGGCAACGGUUCAACUAGGUACAGUCCUUCACAAAACAGUCCAAUUCAUAUCCCUGUUCAAAAGAGUCCCGCAGAGACUGCUGUGCCCCCAAACACCUCACAUGAGGAAGGCCAUUCUCAGUAUUCUUUAUUCACCGAAACAGCAGAGCAAGAUGUUGCUAAAGGUACAAAGUUUCAAAAAAGAUAUACAGAUGAAGAACAUAGGUUAUUUCCAAUUGAGAAAACUAAUAGAGAGAAAGAAAGCCACAAGGAUAAGACAUUGGAUAAGACUAAAAAGGAAUCAGGCCGAAAUUGGGAUGAUCGGGAUAUGUUAGAUUAUCUUUUGGAAAAAGAGUCUAAGUCUCAGUUUUUGUCAGUUUCUGAAAGUGAAGACCUAGAGGAAGCAGAGGAUUAUAGGCAGUUUAGAAAGUCUGUCUUAGCAGAACAAGGUAAAAGCUUUUCUUCUACAUCCCAGUGGAAUGCUGAAGAAGAAGGGACUAAGUAUAAGUCCAAAGCUGUGACAAAGAGCAAUAAGGAAGGAGAAAAGAUCAGGGAGGGCAAGGGACAUAAGGUGGCCACCAAAGAGAAACAUAAAGAUGAUGAUAAAAGUGGUAAAAAGGAGUCCAAGUCGCCUGACCCAGCUCUGUUGGAUAAGAUGAAAAACCCAUUCAGUUGCAAUUUUCCUUUACACCCAAGUGAUGAAGUGAGGGAGAAAGUAGUGUUUAGGGAAGAUAGUCCACUUAGGAUCAGAGUGAUAGCAACAGAAUCUCACCAUCCUGAGGUUAAAGUUCGGAUACCCGCGGUUCCCCUUGAUGAUAUUAGGCCAUCCUCUCUGGCUAGUGACCGCCUGCUUGCCAGCACGCUUGUACAUUCAGUCAGGAGGCAGAAAGACUUCAGAUCCAUCUUUGACCACAUGAAGGUUUCGUUCUCCAACAAAACCUCUCCAGAGUCAUUUAUCUACCAUGUGGUGUCUCUAGUACAGUUUGUCAAAGAGCAUUAUUUCAAGGGUGACGGAAAGACCCUCAGUGAGAGGUUUGCAGGGUAUCAGACAGGCACAGAUGAGCAUGCCAGCCGUCCAAAGAGCCCAGAAAUUCACCGGAGGAUAGAUCUGUCACACAACAUCCAAAGAAAACACACUUAUAUGCAGAAUGAAGACAAGGCCUUUGCAGUGAAGGAAGAGCCGUCCAAGAUAGAAAAGAAAGUAAGGAGUACCGCGGUUGAUCUGCGGGGUGAUACAGACCGUCGUAAGAAAGAGCACAGUAAAGAACGAGGGGACUCCAAGUGUUCUCGGGAAUCUAGUGAUUCUCGCAAGAGAGAGAAGGCCCAGAAAGAGCACAAGGAAUUGAAAGUGUUCAAGGAUGACAACAAAAGAAGAAAAGAUCAUGAGCCAUCUCCUUCUCUGUCUGAUGAUGAAAAAGACAAUAAGAAGGAAAGCAGAGAUGAGGAAUUCAAAGGCCCAGUGGAGCCCAAAGAAUAUCCAGGUUUUCCAGGCAACAGUAGGCCCAGGGGCACAUUUGAGUCCAUGUCAGAUUCCCAUGGCUUUUCAUGGUAAAAGCAGAUGGAUGCAAAGGCUUGACUUGUGUGAUGUGACAAGACCAUAGGAUAUGCCAUAAAUAUGAUGUCGGAUGGCCCCUUCUACUUCUUUAAAACCAGUACAGGAUAGAAAUGGAAACUCUGGACAGUUUCAGUAUUUCCAAAACAAUACUGUGUUUCUUUCAUUUUCCAUAAACUUUGACAGUAGCUGGUCCCCUCUUCCUUCUUUACCCUGCAUUUACAAAAAUGAGGGGACAUAGUUGUAGUGGUUAUAGUCCCACCAGACAUUUAUGCCAUGUCCUAUAUCAGUGUUUUUUUAGUUGUACUUCUCAAGUAUCUCUAACAGGUUAUGUUUCAAGAAUUUUACUGAUUAUGUAAGGAAGUUCUUCAAGGUUUUGUCUGCAAAAUAUUUAAAGCGUACUUGUCAUUUUGAAGGAUGUAACUACCUACAUGAUUUUGUUAGAAUAACCCUUCACAGUGGUGACAAGGCGAGUUUAGUGCUCUCACUGCUGUUAAGCCCCAAUGAGUUCCCUCCAUGGUACACAUGAUAGGCAUACUUAGCAUUUCAGAAGGGGGUGUUUCCUUCUCUCGCCAAUCAAAGCAGAGCACAUACUCCUCUCUGCUUUACUAUAACAUAGUGCUUGCACUUUGUUGAGCUAAUGAUUUACACAGUACAGUACUAAAUGGCAAGUGUGGGUAGAAGGGGUUACUGGUGCAUAAGGAUUUCAACGUGUUAUGAGAACAGGAAUGGAAGAAACAGUAAUAGCAGGAUAACAGCAAGGACAGAGUUACACUAAGCACAGAGCAGCUGCUGCUGAAAAGCUAAAGGAAGGGAUAGCGGGAGAUAACACUGCAGUACUAUUGACAUACAGCAUCAGGUUCACUAGUAUGUACAAGGUACAGCUACCCUAAGCUUUAUUAAUGGUGAGAGAUGAGAUGGAAACCUUUAUUUAUCCUUUAAGGAGCAGUGUGGAAUAUGUUUAGUAGGCACACUGGCUCACCGCAGUUACAUAGGCCAGUCUUUCUCUUCCUCUGUUGCAUAUAGUUUAGACUAAAUCUAUACUCCCUCUGUAAUUUGUCUUUGUCUAGCUGUUAAGAGAAAGAUUUGCCCUAACAGGCAGUGGACAGCAGAUUGCAGAGAAGGUAGACACCUAGUGGCCAAGACUUUAAAGGUCUUUCUGCAGUAAGGAGUUAUUUUUGGUUAAUAAAGUAAUGAAGGGAAAUUGUUUGAAACAGUGACCAUUUAAAGACAGGCUCAGGUUGGCAAAAAAUUUAGCAAAAGUGAUACUCACCUGCCUCAAUUCCCCACUGUAUGUAAUUCUUAAGGUGCCUGGUCAUAGCAUUGUAGCACUUCUUGUCUUCGUUUUGACGUGCAGAAAGUGUUUGCUUCACCAGUCACUGACCGUGAUACAUCACGGUCAAGCUGACAAAGCAGGGUAAGAGAGCAGGUGAGAAUCCUUUUUUUUUUUUUUUUUUUUUCCCCCUUCAUUGUUUUCCAGCCAAAAGACCUUUAUAGUCUAUAGUUGCUUUGUUCAACUUACAUCUAUUCUUCCUGAUUACACCAUACGCUCACUGCAGGAUAGAUAGCUGCAGCCUGAUUGAUCUUUGGUGGCUUGUCUGACAUCUGUCAGGGAGAGCUGCAAGGCCCCACAUACGCAUUGUACAGUCAGCCAGUCAAAUUUCGAUAGGUUCAGCAAACUUUUUUCUCUAACGUGUAUGGAAGCAUAGCUCAGGGAUCUUUUGGCCAUGGCUUGUUGGCUUAUUUGAGGACUAAAGUUAAGAAACACUGUCUUAUUGAUAAAUUCUAAAUGUUACACAUCCAAAUAAAAACAAACAAAAUUGAAAACCAUGCCUGUUAAUGACAUCAUCUGUCUUUGUUAUACCAUGUUUGUUGUAGUGGAGGUAUAACGUGCAUUGUAUUUGCCUACAGUAUUUUUUAUUUUUAUUUUUUGGCUCCAUUAUCAUCAUUGCUAAAGUACUCUGCAUUUGUGAAAUAUGGCUUUUAUUUACAGGGUCUAUUGUUAAACAUGAACCCCCAACUGAAAAUAAUCUUACUGUCUUUAUAUGCAUUAGUACUAAUAGAAAAAAGCUGAGGCAUGUGGCCAUACAUUUUAUAAACUACAUUGCCAGCAGUUUCUUUCAUACACAAAUACAUUGACCACAUAAUCGUCUUUGCCAUGUUCAAAAGGAACACUUCACCAAUUAAACCA
This is a messenger RNA of Hyla sarda, 4697 nucleotides long. RefSeq names its product BCL2 associated transcription factor 1 (gene BCLAF1). Gene Ontology annotation, molecular function: DNA binding; transcription coregulator activity. The record is from RefSeq and is a predicted model, not a curated record. The transcript has 10 exons. Gene Ontology annotation, cellular component: mediator complex. The coding region runs from base 173 to 2506 and encodes 777 amino acids. Gene Ontology annotation, biological process: positive regulation of transcription by RNA polymerase II. NCBI's taxonomy places the organism in Eukaryota, Metazoa, Chordata, Amphibia, Anura, Hylidae.